AUGCCAGAUAAUGCUCCUAUCACGGCUCGCCAACUAUGGGGCCAGAUGAACACGGCCACGGCCACGGCUACCGCCAUAGCAGCCACGACCACCGAGUCAGGCUUAUGGUGUACGCCGCUGAUAUUGCCCUCCGGAGGCGUAAUUAUCUUUGGUGAGGAAGAGACAACCACCCUAGAGGCCCGCGUUACCUUCAAACUUCCUUGCGAAAACCCAGAUCCCAUCAUUAGCCCCGACACCACUGGCAAUGCCUCGGUCAUUGGGUUUCAAGACCCUUUCUACGCCUCUAUAUCACCUCAGAUCUAUGUCCUGUCUGCCACCACCGUCAUCAGUUACAUCCUCGUCAUCCUCAUCUUCAUUACUCCCCGAACCUUCUUCAUCGGUGGCCCUGGCGGUGGUUCUGGAUUCUUAGGUCGAAGGGGCAUGCUCCCAGGCUCUCAUGGCUCCUCUCCUAUCAUUGGUGUUGGCCGCCGGCCUCUCCUCCAGAAGAUCGCCACCGUCACAGUCGCUGUGUCCUUGACCAUUGCAACUGCCGACACCUUCCAAGUAGCCAAGUCUCAGUACAACGAAGGCUACAUGGACUCUAGUUUGUUGGUGGACGAUGUCGUCGGCAGUAUCGAGAUCCGUAUUAUCCGCGUUAUAUCCGACACCUUUCUCUGGCUUGCCCAGGUUCAAACCUUGAUUCGCCUGUUUCCCCGCCAUAAGGAGAAAGUGACCAUAAAAUGGCUGGGAUUUGCCAUGGUAUCCUUCGACACCAUCUUCUCUAUCCUCGACUCCUUUGUCAGUGGCAACUCUCGAGUACGUCCAAGGAGUUUCCAAGACGUUAUCCCUGCCCUCAACUAUCUCUUUGAACUUUCCAUCUCCAUUAUAUACGCCUCCUGUGUCGUCUAUUAUUGCCUCUCCAAACGUCGCUUCGCAUUCUGGCACCCCAAGAUGAAGAAUAUCUGUCUGGUUGCUUUGAUUUCCCUUAUAUCUGUUGCGAUUCCAGCUGUCUUUUUCGUCUUGGACAUUUCUCAGCCAGAUCUUGCCGGUUGGGGUGAAUACAUUCGUUGGGUGGGUGCUGCGGCGGCGAGUGUGGUGGUCUGGGAGUGGGUCGAACGCAUCGAAUCUUUGGAAAGAGACGAGCGUAAAGACGGCAUUCUAGGACGCGAAAUCUUCGACGGGGAUGAAAUGUUACACAUGACUCCUUCUGAUGACUCCCAUUGGCGUGGUCAUGAUCACAAUGGGGGUGAUGAUGGAGGUCAUCGGAAGGGCAUUACUGGAGGAAUCGCUGGCCAAUAUGACCGUCUCCGCGCACGCCUGCCGCUCAGAAAGCGUCGCAGGGUGGGUCCGUCGGACGGCAUCACACCAGGGACCGAUGCGCUUGGUGUUACUUCGUCGCGAAUGCCAGGUAAUUCUCAGAUGGUCCACCCGGCCGAACAGCUCGUCACCCCCAGCCGCAGUGACACCGGAAGCGCCACGAGCACUGUCUACGCAAUACGUUAUCACAACCUCACCAGCCCCUCCCCCAAUUUCCAACAAAACGUCUCUGAACCUCCCCAACAAGGUGCUGGAGUUGUCGACGUCCCAAAGACUGUUUCCGAUCCAUCGGGCUCAGAUACUACACCUUCUGCCGCUGAUAAAGAAAUGGCUCUCAACACACCUACUACCAAAACCGAGCCUGAAACCGGUCGGAAUUUAUCUCGUCAAAUCUGGCAGGCUGUCCCCAACCCUUUCAAACGACGGCGUGCGGAACCACCGGCUGAGGUGGCCGAUGCUCAAAUUGCGAGCGGCAUUCGACGGUCACCAAUCGAUAGCCGGAUGAACAUGCGUGGACGGCUCGAGGCAUUUGCAUCGGCCCAGAGGGAUCGCUUUUCUAAUCGAGGCACUGUGAGCGUCGCUCCCCUGCCAAUUACAGUUAUUCCCGCUCCGAGAACCAACGACCGCACCUGGUCCCCAGAUGAUGUUCGUGACGGACGACCGUCUGAUGCUUCCAAUGAUCAGAGCCCAGAUUCGGGUGGCGGAAAUCCUCAGACAUUGACAUCAGGAGCAGCCCAAGGACCUGGCAUUUUAGUUAUCCCCGCCCCCUCUCCUGGUCGAACUUGGUCUCCUGAGGAUGCAGAAAAUCCCGGCAGCCAGAGCACUCCAGCUCAGAGGGUGCAGAGGCCUCCGACAGCAGCGAGCUCCAUACCAACAAGCCGCAAUUUGGAUGGAUCUCAAACUGUGUACACCUCGCGAGGGUCACUGAUUAUUUCGGAAAGCGAUUCGAGAGCUUAUUCGUCCCCAAGGAGAUCGACGUACAUACGGCCUCCAAGCACCGUUCCGGAGGAAUCGGUGGUGGACGAUGUCGCUGCAUCAGAACGAACCAGACCAGCUGAUCCUCCGCCCGUUGUACCUGACGAUGAGACACGCUCUGGCACUGAUGCGCCAACGGUAUCAUCUGGAUCUUCGACAACGAUCGUGCCAGAUCCUCCUUCGCCGGAUGAGCCACAGGCCUUGACCUCUACUCACACUGCCACUGAGGAGCGAAAUACGGAUGGUUCAACUGGACCACCUUGA
Exophiala mesophila is the source of this 2535-nucleotide messenger RNA. RefSeq lists its product as uncharacterized. Gene Ontology annotation, biological process: cellular response to pH. The coding region runs from base 1 to 2535 and encodes 844 amino acids. The record is from RefSeq and is a predicted model, not a curated record. The transcript has 2 exons. NCBI's taxonomy places the organism in Eukaryota, Fungi, Ascomycota, Eurotiomycetes, Chaetothyriales, Herpotrichiellaceae. Gene Ontology annotation, cellular component: plasma membrane.